Abrus precatorius (Indian licorice) is the source of this 2851-nucleotide messenger RNA. RefSeq names its product alpha-mannosidase-like. Gene Ontology annotation, molecular function: alpha-mannosidase activity; carbohydrate binding. Gene Ontology annotation, biological process: mannose metabolic process. Lineage: Eukaryota; Viridiplantae; Streptophyta; Magnoliopsida; Fabales; Fabaceae. Bases 95 to 2851 code for a protein of 918 amino acids. The transcript has 29 exons. The record is from RefSeq and is a predicted model, not a curated record.
CAGUAGCAUUCAAGGAGCAUGUGUGGAGAAUAUUUUGGACUCGGUGGUUAAUUCCUUGCAGCGUGACCAAAACAGAAAGUUUGUGUUUGCUGAGAUGGCGUUUUUCCAUAGAUGGUGGGUGGAACAAAGUCCAGAAACACAAGAACAAGUGAGAAAGCUUGUUGAUGCUGGGCAACUAGAAUUUGUAAAUGGUGGUUGGUGCAUGCAUGACGAAGCCACGACCCAUUACAUAGACAUGAUUGAUCAAACCACUUUGGGUCACCUCUUCAUCAAAAACCAAUUCAACAAAGUCCCUCGUGCAGGGUGGCAGAUUGAUCCCUUUGGACACUCUGCUGUCCAAGCUUACUUGCUGGCUGCUGAGCUUGGGCUUGACUCUGUGCACUUCGCUAGGAUUGAUUAUCAGGACAGAGCUAAGCGCAGAGUUGAUAAAACUCUUGAAGCUGUGUGGCGAGGUUCCAAGACAUUUGGCUCUUCAGCACAGAUAUUUGCCAAUAGUUUUCCUGUUCAUUAUAGUCCACCAAGUGGUUUUCAUUUUGAAGUCAAUGAUGACUUUGUUCCUGUACAGGAUGAUCCCCUUCUAUUUGAUUACAAUGUUGAACAGCGAGUCAACGACUUCAUUUCUGCUGCUAUUACACAAGCAAGUGUGACUAGGGCGAACCAUAUCAUGUGGACAAUGGGUGAUGAUUUCCAGUACCAAUAUGCCGAGUCUUGGUUCAGGCAAAUGGAUAAACUAAUUCACUAUGUUAAUAAGGAUGGCAGAGUCAAUGCUUUAUAUUCUACUCCAUCUAUUUACACUGAUGCAAAAAAUGCCGCAAAUCAAGCAUGGCCCCUGAAAACUGAUGAUUACUUCCCGUAUGCAGAUGGACCAAAUGCUUAUUGGACAGGCUAUUUCACUAGUCGCCCAGCCUUUAAGCGUUAUGUUAGGAUACUAAGUGGAUAUUAUUUGGCAGCACGUCAACUUGAAUUUUUUGUGGGAAGGAAAUCCAGUGUAGACCACACUUCAGACCUUGGAGAUGCUCUUGGAAUUGCACAACACCAUGAUGCUGUCUCUGGCACUGCUACGCAACACACAACUAAUGACUAUGCAAAACGACUAGCUAUUGGAGCCUCAAGGGCUGAAGCUGUUGUUAGUUCUUCUCUGUAUUGUCUUGCUAGCAAGAGAUCAGGGGUUCAAUGCUCAGCACCUACAUCCGCAUUUUCCCAGUGUCAAUUACUCAAUAUCAGUUAUUGCCCACCAACCGAAGACAUUAUACCACAAGCCAAGAGUUUGGUAUUAGUGGUGUAUAACACACUUGGAUGGAAUCGCACUGACAUUGUGAGAAUACCAGUCAAUGACGCCAAUCUUAUCGUCAAAGAUUCAUUGGGCAAUAACGUUCAAACACAAUAUGUCGAAGUGGAUAGUGUUACAGCAAAUUUAAGAGAAAUGUACGUCAAAGCUUAUGUUGGGUUGACACCAAAACAAGCCCCAAAAUACUCGCUUCUGUUUCAGGUUUCGGUACCUCCACUUGGAUGGAGUACCUAUUUCAUUUCUAAACCAGCAAUAAAAGGCAAAAGAAAGAAUGGAUUUCUCUCACGCCUCAGCAGUCAGACAAAUAAUAUAAUUGAAAUUGGACCUGGAAAUUUAAAGUUGUCCUUUUCUUCAGACUCUGGACAACUCAUACGGAUGCAUAAUUCCAGAACUGGAGUUGAUGUACCAGUUCAGCAAAGCUAUCUCUGGUAUGGUUCUAGUUUGGACGAUCAGGCUUCUGGUGCAUAUAUAUUUCGGCCUAAUUCCCCUCCAAAUAUUGUUUCAAGAUCAGUAAAUUCAUUUUGGUUUAUAAUGCAUAUAAAACAGGUGCCCUUAAAGAUAAUCCGCGGACCAUUAGUUGAUGAGGUUCAUCAGAAUUUCAGUUCUUGGAUUUACCAGGUUACUAGGGUUUACAAAGACAAAGAGCAUGCCGAGAUUGAAUACACUAUUGGUCCAAUUCCUACGUUGGAUGGAGUUGGGAAAGAGGUGAUCACGCAAAUGACUGCAAAUAUGGUUACAAACAAGGAGUUCUAUACUGAUUCUAAUGGAAGAGAUUUUAUGAAACGGGUUCGAGAUCACAGAGAAGAUUGGUCCCUUCAAGUUAAUCAACCUGUAGCAGGAAACUAUUACCCACUCAAUCUUGGAAUUUAUAUCAAGGAUAAGAAAUCUGAAUUAUCAGUCUUAGUUGAUCGGGCAACUGGAGGGGCCAGUAUCAGAGAUGGUCAGGUGGAACUUAUGCUUCAUAGGCGCAUAGUCUUUGAUGAUGGCAGAGGAGUAGACGAAGCACUUGAUGAACAAGUUUGCCUAAAGGAUACAUGUGAAGGACUAACAGUGAGAGGAAAUUAUUAUGUGGGGAUCCACAGCCUGGGAGCUGGUUCACGAUGGCGCCGGACAACUGGUCAGGAAAUUUAUUCGCCAUUAUUGUUGGGUUUUACACAUGAGAACAUGGGAAACUGGAAGGCCUCUCAUUGGACGAAAGGAACUCUCAUUGAUCCUAAUUACACCUUACCUCCCAACGUUGCUCUCAUAACUCUUGAGGAGUUGGAUAAUGGAAGCGUGCUUCUCCGUUUGGCACAUCUUUAUGAGGCCGGUGAAGAUGCUCAGUAUUCAACUUUGACCAAAGUUGAAUUGAAGAAAAUGUUUGGCUCAAAAACGAUAAAGGAGCUGAUUGAGGUUAGUUUAUCAGCUAACCAAGAGAAGUCUAAAAUGAAGAAGAAAGCAUGGAAGGUUGAAGGGGACAAGGAGCAAGAAUCUCAAGCAGUUAGGGGUGGCCCUGUCAGCAAUAUCAAUCUUGUAAUUGAGCUUGGUCCCAUGGAAAUACGUACUUUCCUGUUGAAAUUCUAA